GUCAUUGUGCAUUGUUGACUUUGCGAGAAAAUAUUGUGCUUUGAGUCGUCAAAUUAAAAAGAUUUAAUUUAUAUUUUAAGGAAUAAAGCUUUAGAAACUUUCUCUUCUAACUAUGUAAAGAUGGAUCUUUUUAUGAAAGUGGGCAUUUCUGAAAUUGGAAAUUAUCAAAGAAUUAGUUGACAUAAAUAAUACUAGUUCCCAUUAUGCUCUUACAUAAAGAAAUUGAUAACAAAUUAUAUAUAUUUAAGUCACAUUGUGUGUUUAAAAUUAUUAUGAAUGUAUAUGCGUAAUUAAAAUCGAAAACUAUGUCAGCUUGUGCUGCAUAUGGUUGCAAAAAUAGACCACAUAACAAAAUACCUGGAAUAACUUUUCACAAAUUUCCAAAAGAUAUAUCUUUAAGAAAUGAAUGGCUUUUAGCCUUGCGAAGAGAAAAUUUUCGUCCUACAAAAUAUAGUCGCUUAUGCUCAGAGCAUUUCUCUGAGGAUCAGAUUGACCGUACUUCUUUGGCUUGUGUUCGCCUAAGAGCAAAUGCUGUUCCAACUAUUUUUAAAGGUUAUCCCAAGCAUUUGCAAAAAAAGUUAAACCAGCUGUCAACUGAAAAUGAAAACAUGAUGGGUCUCAAAAGGAAGUGUACCGUUGAGGAGGACGAUGAAGAUUACAUGAGUGAUGAAAGAAUAGAUGAGCCUGAUGAAACUAAUACUCAUUCUGAGGCUGUAGAACAAAUUAACAGUUCUGGCACUUUCCUGAUUGAUAAAAAUUAUACAUCUGAAACUUCAAAUAGCACAAAUAAAAAUGGACUUUCUUGCCAUCCAAAUAUAAUGAGAAUUAUUCCAGCAAAUACUUCCCAAGAUGUGGCUGUUUCAACAUUAUUUUCAAAUAAUAAUUUGGAUCCUGAUAUUAUUGAUGCUUUGACUGCUUCAUGUCAAGUUGACAAUCCCUCAACUCCUGAUUCAAGUAAUUCUGAAGCAUUAACUGAAUCAAAACUUUCAAAUGAAAUAAAACUUCAAAGAAGAAUACAACAGUUAGAAAUAAUGAAUUUAAGGUAUAAAAAGAAAAUAAAAAUACUUCAACAACAAAACCGUAGACAAAAGGCAAGGAUAGAUACUUUACAGAAUCGAAUUAAAGAUUUAGAAGCAAAUCGGACAACUGAUGAUGAUCUAUCAGAAGACUGCAUUUCUGAAGAUGAAAUAUAUGAAGAGCUUUUAAGACAUCAGAUGGAAAAUAAUGAAAACAGCAGUUGAUAUUUUCUUUUCUUUUUGUUACAAUCACAGCAUAAAUUUAUUGUGUUUUUUACGAGAUUAAUUUAUUAAGUUUUUUUUUUCUGGGGAAUUGAAUCUUUUAAAAGGAAAAAAAAUUGUUAUAAAUAUUGGUCUAAUAUCAUAUAAUAAUGCAGUUAGUACUAUACCUGGAGUUAUACAGAAAGUCCCAAAUUUGGGAUCAGUUGAGCUUUAAGAAAUUUUGUAUUGUGUUUAUGAAAAGCAAUACUGAAAAUAUUCUUCGAAACUUUUGUAUUAGACGUUGAAAAGUUGCUAUCUUUAAUUCUUAAAUUCUGUAGGAUUUUAAUUUCUUUAAUUAUUUUGAUGAAAAGGUAGAAACUUGACAUUAAAAAUUCACCCUUUGUCUUUGUGUCACAAAUGAAAAUAGUGUAACAAUUGAUUAACAGGAAUUUAGAAUACGAUGAAAAGAAAGGGAUAUUUUAAAAACAGAUGAAUAAGUAAGUACAAAUAUAGAGAGGAAUUUCAAUUGUCAAACCAUCAACUUUUGUCCAAAAUAUUUUUCAUGCUAAUAAUUGAAAUCUUUUCCGGUCUUAGAAUCCAUGCAACUUUAAUAAUCAAAAUUAAUAUACUUGAUAGCAAUUUUUUAAUUAUCUAAAUUUCAUACUUUUUAAGUAACUAGCCUAAGUUGAAGUACAUGUUUAUGCAAUGGCUUAAUAAACAUUGCCUGUACUUAGUUAAAGUUUGAAAUGCACACUACAUGAAUAGACUCAUCCUGAACUUAAAGAAUCCAGAUAUUUUACAAGCAUUUAUGCUUUAAAAUUCAGGUAAGUAUGUUUUAUUACUUUAUAAAAUUUAUGUGUAUAUAUUUUAAUUGUUAUUUAUUCUAACAGUCUUCCCUAAAAAAUACCAAAACAUUUUUUUAAAAAAAUAAUAAUUGCUUGUGUAAUUUUAUGCUUUUAGUGCUCAGAUUUUCUUUUCGUAUUGUGUUUAUCUAUAAUACAAAAGGUGAAUAUGUAGAAGAAAUGCAUCAUAAAAUUUGAAAUAAAAAACGUAAAGCUAUUUGCAGCUUUUGGUCUUUCAUUAACCUGCUGACAGAUUUGGUGCUCCUUAGAGAAAUGUAUUCCUGAAAGUUUAAUAUUGUACAAUUUUCAAAAAUGUAUGUUUAUCAAGUGUUUAUUGAAUAUGUUUAUGUGCGCUUUUGAUAAUUUCUAAUUAUCUAUGUUUUAAAUUUUAAUUUCCUUAUCAUUCAAAUUCAGGCUCCACUUUAAUUCCUGAGUUGUAAAAGUUUUUAUUUUCUCAUAAAGCUCCUUAAGGUUUGUCAAACCAAAGUACUGUGUGGAUCAAUUCUUUUUUUAAAGCUAAAUAAACUCAAAAUGUUAUUUCUCAUGCUUUUCUUCCUGCUCUCAGCUUUCCUAGUCAGUUUGCUGAAAUACUCAUUAUGGUUUUUAAAAAGAAAUCUUAAUAAAAGUUGAAAAUUCAAUUAUUUGCUUAAAAUCUUAAAAAAUAAAUUUUUUUAAUCAACUUUGCAUUUGUUUCUUGAAAGAAUGUUUUACAUACAUGUAUGUAUUUUUGAUGAAGUGAUGCAAGCUUAUAAUCACUUAGCAUGAUCAACAGUGUUAUGGAAAGAGAAUUAUUUUUUAAAUUGGAAAUAAUUUUAUAAUAUUGUGUGAUAUACUGAAUGCUGUGUAAUGUCUUGAAGAUAUCACUGAAAUGUUGUAGCGAUUCUUGCUUGCUAUUAAAGAUCAAAUGGACAAACAGUACAAUAUAUUUCCUACAUGAAAACAUAUGUUUUAACUGUAUCAGUUACACUUUUAUUGCUUUCAAGAACUAUUUUAAAUUAAUUCUCUGAAUCAGUUCAGAUAAUUAAUUAUCUAUAUCAGUUGCACGUUUAUUGCUUUCAAGAAUUAUUUUAAAUUAAUUAUCUGAAUCCAAGGUGUUUUGAAAACUCCCAUGCAGAGUCUUUCUAAAUGAAUUUUCAUAUUUUUAUGAAAGUUUUGAGUUUAAAAUUUAGAAAUAUAUUAUUAGGAAUUAAUAUCAUUUCAUGUGGCAUGUUAUACUAAGGAAAUUCCUUUCCUCUUUGUUCUUCCAUAUAGACAGUCAUAUUUAUCAUCCAAAAGAAUAUGUUUGUGACAUAUCUAAAAUCUCAAAAAUAUGAAAAUGUUAUCGAAUUUUUAAUAAAAUCUUACAAGUUGUAUUUAAAAAAUAAAAAAUUCCUGAUGGUAAAAUUUUUAUGCUUUAAUCAACUAGUAUUAACUUUUCUGUAGGUUUCUAAAGUUACCACCAUACAAAUCCUUCCACUGGAAGUGAAUUAAAAAAUUAGUUAUUGCUUUAAAAAAAUUUCACCAAAUGUUUAAAAUUUCAUAGAAUAUACCUAAAGUCCAUUUCCUUUAAACUACAUAAAUUUUAAGAUUCUGCUAUUUUUAUUUUCAGUGUUGUCAAUGUUAUCUUGAUAGAAAAUGAAACUGGAUCACUAUGUGAUGCCCUGACACAAAGAAUAAUUUGAACAUUAAUAAUUAAUAUGUCUUCAAAUUAUCAGGAUUUGUGACCUGUUCUGGUGAAAAUGACAUGUCACUUGGAAUGGGAAGAGAAAUUUGGCGCAUUUUGAUAAUCCAUAGUUGCAAAAUUUCAAAAUUCAGUCAACAAGAUGAUGAUUAUCAUGACUAAAUCUAUUUUUUUUUUUUUUUUGUGUGUGUGUGUGUGUGUAAACAUUAAUAAGCUGUUUAAGAAUAUAAUUAUUUCCUACAGAUGAACAUUUGUUCUGUCAUUAGUUGUCAAGAUCAACAUUAAUGUGCUAAUUUAAAGCUAAUGCUUCAUAAUAAAAACAAGAAAUUCCUGUUGUUUUAUAAAUCGUUUCAUACUUGUAUAAAUUUGGUAAACAACAAUUAGUUUAGCAUAAAUAUGCAUAUUAUGAAGUUAAAUGGAUUAUCGAGUCAAAAAUUUCUUUAUAUUGUUUUAUGAUUUAAAGUUUUGUACUAGAUGAGUGAUAUAUGUUGAAAAGUGAUUAUUAUGCACAUAUUAAAAAUUUUGCUUCAGUUUAUCUUUUUACAUAUUUGUAUUGCUUAGAAUUAUUACUGAUGUUAUAGAUUAUAUAAUUUAAUUUUUUGAUUCUUUAAAAUAUGCUAAGUCCAUAUUUUGUAUACAGCAAUUAGAUGCUGACAAACAACAGUAUGUUGAUGAAUGUAUUUACUUCCAGAUCUAGUACAAAAUUCCUAAAUAUUAUACAAUAUCAAUAAAUUUGCAAUUAUUUUUAUAUAAUUGUUUUCAAUUUUUUAAUCAAUAUGCUUGCUUAUGUGAUUUUCUAAUGAUUUUAUGCAUAAAAUGUUUUAAAAACAUUGUGAAAUCAUUUUUCAGUUCAUAAUUAUACAAAAGAGAAGAAAAAGUCUUCUUAGAUUUUUUUUAUGGUUAUUAAUAUGUUGUAGCUUUAGAAAAUGUUUUAUCCCCCAGAAAAUCAGUAGAUAUAAUGGGUAUUUCAAAAUGCGGAUUAUGAAAUCAUUUUGAAAUUAAAAUAUUUGAAGACUUGAUAUCAUAGAUGCAAAACUUAUCUAUUU
This is a messenger RNA of Argiope bruennichi, 4765 nucleotides long. RefSeq names its product THAP domain-containing protein 1-like. The transcript is spliced from 4 exons. The record is from RefSeq and is a predicted model, not a curated record. NCBI's taxonomy places the organism in Eukaryota, Metazoa, Arthropoda, Arachnida, Araneae, Araneidae. Bases 306 to 1241 code for a protein of 311 amino acids.